Mobula hypostoma (lesser devil ray) is the source of this 1024-nucleotide messenger RNA. RefSeq names its product proteasome activator subunit 1 (gene psme1). Lineage: Eukaryota; Metazoa; Chordata; Chondrichthyes; Myliobatiformes; Myliobatidae. The transcript is spliced from 11 exons. Gene Ontology annotation, cellular component: cytoplasm; nucleoplasm; proteasome activator complex. Gene Ontology annotation, biological process: positive regulation of endopeptidase activity; regulation of proteasomal protein catabolic process; regulation of G1/S transition of mitotic cell cycle. Gene Ontology annotation, molecular function: endopeptidase activator activity. The record is from RefSeq and is a predicted model, not a curated record. Bases 119 to 892 code for a protein of 257 amino acids.
GGUUACCGGGAGAAGGUGAGGCGAGGCCCGGGCGCGGCUUCCAGCUCCCGGCGAGCUCCGGGCCGGGAAGUCCCGCUCCGACUUCGGUUUCACUUUCGCUCCGCUCCCGCCUGCGAACAUGGCGCUUGGUAUCAGCGGCCCGGCCCAGGAACUGGUGAAUGGAUUUAAGCGCGACCUGUGUAUCCAGGCCGAGACCCUCCUGGCAGAUUUCUUCCCCAGGAAGCUGUUGGAACUGGACGCUCUGCUGAAGGAGGAGGAGCUGAACAUUCCCGACCCGGGCUCCAUCCGUUCCGAGCUGGACAUUCCCAUUCCCGACCCGGCCAAGGACAAGCUGAAGGAGGAAGAGAAGAAGAAGAAGAAGGCGGCGGAGAAGAAAGACAAGGAGGAGAAGGGGAAGGACGAGAAGGAAGACAAGGAGGACGAUGAGGACAGUGGACCCCCCUGUGGCCCGGUGAGCAGUAACGAGAGGAUCGUGGCCCUGCUGGGCCGAGUGAAGCCCGAGGUUGCCCUGCUGAAGGAGAAGAGCAGUGUGGUGUCCAUCUGGCUCCAGGUUCAGAUCCCGAAGAUCGAAGACGGCAACAACUUUGGCGUCCAGGUUCAGGAGAAGGUGUUUGAGGGGAUGACAGGAUGUCGGACCAAGAUCGAGGGAUUUCAGACACAGAUCACCAAGUAUUUCCAGGAACGAGGUGACGCUGUGGCAAAGGCAGCCAAGGAACAACAUGUGGGUGACUACCGGCAACUGGUCCACCAGAUCGACGAGGCUCAGUACAGUGAGAUCCGGGCGAUGGUGAUGGAGAUCAGGAAUCAGUAUGCUCUGCUCUACGACCUCAUCAGCAAGAACUUCGACAAGAUCAAGAAACCUCGAGGCGACUCGAAGGCGCUGAUCUACUGAGGGAGGGGAUGGUCCCCAUCCCCUCUGAUCUGCCACAUCCUCUCCCCCCAUGCUGUCUACUGUGGGUCAAAUAUACCCGCCCCUGGGUGAGAGUACUAUGGACUUAACUUGUUAAUAAACGCUCUAGGUUUA